UAACACUGUUUAAGUUGUUUUCCUUGAGAUAAAAAAAGGAUGAAUAUGUACUUUUCCAAUAAUUUUAGAUUGUAAUUGCACAGAAAAGUAUGCUGAAAUCUUUUCAUCUUCAGGAUCUAUUUCAACUUGUUUAUCAUACCAUUGAAACUUAAUUCUAGUUAACUGUACAGUUGAAGAAUUCAUAUCAAUUUAGUAUCCACAGCCACUGUGCUAAACGUUUAUUUACAAAAUCAUCCGAAGAAAUAAUUCUGUUGAUAUUAAUUCUCAUUUGGAUACCAUUCAAACUGAAGUUCUAAUUACUCUACAGGAAAAGGAAAGUAAUUUUGAGGAUUUACAAUAUACGGCGAAUUCCUCUAACUUCAUCACAAAAUUUAAACACAAAAUGGACAAUACACUAUUGACAACAACAUUAGCAACUUCAAAUGUAACAGCAGUCUUAACGAAUUCAAACCGGACAGAUGUAGACAAUUUUCAGUUUCCUGAAGAUGAAGUCCCUAAACCUCCGCUGCUUAUUGUGAAACCGCUUUACUGUCAUUCACUUCCAGGUCAAUUUAUUCUAAAAUGUUAUCGUCGUGAGAUACACUUUACUUGGAUUCCUCCAGAUACUAAAAUCGCUAGGGCUAUGGUUAAAUUUCGUGAGUUCCACCAACCGAAAUUCACAACUAUGUCUGAUUAUGGAUGGGGACAUUCAGGGGUUAAAUUUCGUAAUCAUACGAUCACUUCACUCAAACCUAACCGGUUAUACGAAUUUGGGUUAAAUUUGAUAUAUGAAAACAGUACAUUUGAUCGAUUCCCAAAGAUUGGAUCAAAAGAUAUAUGCGCUUGUAAAACAUACCCUGAUGUUCCUGAUGCACCAUUGGAUCUACGAUAUCACUAUAUGCAAGGUAAUCAAUACACUCUCGAGUGGACACCGAACAAUGAUAAUGGAGAACCGAUUUUUACGUACAACAUGAAGUCUAUGCCAAUUGUCUCAAGUAAUUCAGAACAACCAAAAUGGGAUUCAAUUACACCACAUAAUUUAACAGAUAAACAAGCUAAUAUCACAUUGGAUACGAAUCACCAAAGUGCAUUUCAGUUGAGAGCUGUCAAUAAGAUUGGAAUGAGUGAUCCAGCUUACUUGAUCAUAAGACCACCAUUUCAAAAAGUUCCAGAUAAGUAUAUAUUUUGUUUAGCUAAUGCUUUUUAA
Schistosoma rodhaini is the source of this 1186-nucleotide messenger RNA. The record is from the annotation of a GenBank genome assembly. NCBI's taxonomy places the organism in Eukaryota, Metazoa, Platyhelminthes, Trematoda, Strigeidida, Schistosomatidae.